This is a messenger RNA of Eutrema salsugineum, 1072 nucleotides long. Its product is annotated as F-box protein At5g39250. The transcript has 2 exons. Gene Ontology annotation, molecular function: protein binding. The record is from RefSeq and is a predicted model, not a curated record. Bases 166 to 921 code for a protein of 251 amino acids. NCBI's taxonomy places the organism in Eukaryota, Viridiplantae, Streptophyta, Magnoliopsida, Brassicales, Brassicaceae.
UCCAGCCUACCGAAUACGAAGAUGCUUCUUCUUGCUUUCUCUUUCCCCUAAUUUCCCAGAAAAUGUUCAAUUUGUGAAAUUUCUUCCGUUUUCUCGUGGAAUCGUAUCUAUUCCAUCCCAUAUUCGGCACCCAAAUCAUAUAAAAGUUGUUGAUCAAACGUGAAGAUGUUCUCUGAAGAAGUCUUGAAGAAUGUUUUUCCAUUGCUCGAAGGCGAAGAUCUCGCAGCUUGCAUGGGUGUAUGCAAACAAUGGAGAGAUAUCGCAAGUGAUGAUUUCUAUUGGAAAUGUCAAUGCGCCAAGAAAUGGCCUUCGGUUUGCAAACGCCACAAGCCUCCUAUGGAAACAUACUACAAGAUGUUUCAAACGUUUAGCAAGCGGCGGUUAAACCGCUCUCUCCCUCCUCCAAGACUAUCCUUCGAAAACUUGGAGUUCUUCAUCGACAUUUGGUCAGAAGAUAAACUGGUAUUCUCCGGUUUGAUACCUGGUGUUACUCUGGAAACCGGGAUUAAACCGUUACCGUCAGGGAUCAGUCAAGUUCUUAGGAAUCAUCUCGGGAAACCUGACUACAAGAUGAUUGUUCCCGCAGAGCCAAGAUUCACUAUUCCUAUAAACCAGACGGUUAGUGUGUCUAUGCUUGUGGGGAGGAAUGAUUCCAAUAAGGUUGCUCGGAUAAUAAACCGGUCUGUCUUUGACUAUAUCGACCGUUCAUCGUACCGGGCCCUUGCUUUUGAGUAUCUUGACUUGUCUCCUUAUUACCCUUUUGUCUCUGGUAUACGAGCAUGGGUCUCUUUGCUUUUCAUGGAAGUUGAGGAUAUAAAUGAUGGGCUCCUAGACGUUUUCGGGAUUCAAUUGGAUUUCUGUGAUGUUGCUGACACUAAGGAAGAGGUUUUGUGGCUUCUUGAUAUGCUUGAUUGGAAGUGAAAACAAGCUUAAAGACUCUUUGAUACCAUUAAAGCUCUCUCAGGUUUGUAACUCUGUAAACAGAACAUACUUUGGUUUUGUAGUCAUACUUUUACAGCAUUUGUCAUAAUUUUUGGUUAAACAUAGUGUGAUUUUUUUUUUCUUCUCUAAA